This is a messenger RNA of Symbiodinium pilosum, 7242 nucleotides long. The record is from the annotation of a GenBank genome assembly. Lineage: Eukaryota; Dinophyceae; Suessiales; Symbiodiniaceae.
AUGGCCCUCAUCUCCACGCAGACAUCGUCGGUCCCUCAGCCGCAUGAGGUCUUCCCAGCUAGCUCUGUGGUAGAACUCUGCGGUGCAGCAGUUCUUCGUACCGCGGAGGACCUGGUUUCAGAGAAUUGCGGCGAGCUGGAGCAGGGGCAGGCCUGCUUCGUACUGGGCCAUGGAACUGCGCCGGAGAGCCGUCGACUUCAGGUGUAUGUCCUCGGAAAGGGCCUACGCGGAUGGAUAAGCUGCGUGGCAAAGUCAGGGAGGAAGUUGGUCACGAUGACUGGGCCUCCAGGCUCAGACACAGCAAUCGGAGCUGCAGCGGAGUUUCAGGCCAUUGCAGGUGCUGCGAUGCCUGGUGCCUAUGCAGGUGACACCUUCCAAAGGUCUGGCAGCGUUUCAAGCGCAGCCUGGGGCCUGGGAGUAGGCGGCUAUGCCUGCCAUGCCAGCCUGUGGCAUGCAGAGCUGUCAAGCCAGCCCCGCCAUGCCCGCCACGCCAGCUUGCGGGACAAUGCAGAGCCAGCAGCCGAUGUGUGGUCAAAGUCACGUCGUAGGAAGCCAGAGUGCGAUACCUACUGGAACUAUUGGAACCAUGCAGAGCCAAAGCGCAUUGCAUGCCAUGCCACCGCCGGAGAACUUUGUGGGUGCAUGCCAAGUGGACAUGAACAGCAUCUCCGCAUCAACUCCAGCCUACUCGCGAGGAAACUCUACUGCCUCAAGCUUCCCAAGUGGUGCAGGCCAAUUCCCACCAGGCAGCUGGGUUGCGGCACUGGACGAGAUGGUCGUACGGGCCGAGGAACCCGGGAUUCAAUCACAGCUGGUGGUGAGGAGUCUCUGAAGAGUGGGCAAGUCACGGUGCUGGAAGAGGCAACUGAAACGGCCUCUGUGGCUGGAUUAGCUGCGUUGCACAGUCCGGGUGACCAUGCCAGCGUGCGCUGCAGUGCCAUCCACCCGUUCGCGAUCUACAAGUGCGCCGUCGGUGCUGUUGCCUUGGGCACGGACUCGGCAUCCCUGUUCUCUGCCCAGGUGCAGGAGUCUGCAGUCGAGCGUGGGGUCUCGAUCCCGAUGCCGGCAGCGAGUGUGGCAAGCCACGUGAGGAUUUCGCAGUACCCUCCGCAGGAGAUCACGCAGAAUCCGGAGCCGCCAGGCAAGCAGUGGUUCAGGCGCCAAAAGGCCCAGGACCUCCGGGAAGAGGCACCAAAGCGGUACCUGUUGGAUAAUCGCACGCUCCAUGCCGGCACGGAUGGUGUCAACUAUCGAUUUACAAAGGAUCUCGAGGACAUCGACUUAAGCUGCACAGCUUUGUGGGGCUCGGUCAUUGAGGGCGUGGACGAAGGAGAUGGCUGGCUGUGCGUUUCUGGAGAGCUCUACCUGCCAAUGCAGUUGGCCGGAGUGACGAUUCUCACCUUGGAGGAGUCGCCCUGGGCACUUGCUGGGCUACAAGUGGUAGAGGCCUUUCCGGUGGGCAGCGAGGUGGUGAUGCUGGAGGCAGCCAUGAUGAGGGCAGCUGAGGAUCUGCGCAGCGCCGCGCUGGGCCAGCUGGAGAAGGAGCAGCGGGUAAGGGUCCUUGGCCAUGGUGCAGGUGCCAGAAAUCGCCGCCUCUUUGUUCAGGAUCCCACGUCUGGACAGGACGGCUGGAUCAGCUUUGUCUCACAGACAGGAAAGCUCCUUGUGACACCGCUGGAUUACUCUCCUGAUCAAUUGCAGAAGGUGGCUACCAUGAUCUCCACCCGACAGCAUUUGGAGAGCUCGGAAGGCCCAGUCCCGGGACCUUCUGUGGCAACACAGGUAACCACACCAGAGGAGCCAGCUGAGGAAGAGCCUCAAGCAUUCCUUGUCGACAACCGAACAUUUAAGGCGGACUCGGACGGGAUUGGCUACCGGGCAUCUCCAGACUUGGAGGACAAGGUGGUCCCUGCCCGGACGGCCUUUUGGGGCACGCUUGUCCAAGGCUUUGACGACGGUGAGGGCUGGCUGAGGGUUGGUGCCUACUUCCUGCCGAUGAAUUUGUCGGGUGUUCAGGUGCUUACGCCCGAGGCGCAAGUGCCCAGAGCCCUGCUGCCACAGCUGCCGGGCUUUGCCAGGGGUGACUGGGAGUACAUAUGCAUCGACCCAAAGGGUGCGAGCACAUACCUCCAGCCAGAGGAAGCGCCUUCCAAGUCCUCCUCCGGUCAGGCAGUGCAGCCAGGCGAGCUGGUGAGGGUUUGUGAGCGAGGGCUGCUGGGCCAAAAGCUGUGGCUUUGCCUUGGGGAUGGCCGGGGAUGGCUUCUGGAGAAGUCCAGCAGACGGCACGUGUCGGAAGUGAGCAAUGAGGGCAAGGUGACAAAGGGCACGAAGCUCAUGGUCGACCCACGAUUGGAGAAGCCGGUCAAGAUCUUGCCUGCGCCCUAUGCUUUUGGUGCUGUCAGCGGGGCACCCGAAGUGCUUGCCGGGUCUGUGGUUGACGUGCUUCGCCAGGUGCAGGUGCUCGUUCCGUCUCCCAGUGACCGCAACAAAGAGAAUUGGGCGCGGUACUACAAGGUGGAAGACGAGCGCCGUGUGGAGGGUUGGCUGGGCGAGCUGAGGGUCCACUGUGGCAUCAAAGAUCCCGGUCCCGGGGAGACCGUCCUUUGCGAGUUUCAGGGCGGUGGUUUUGUGGAUCCCAAGUUCCGCGGCAAGUCUUGCUGGGUCUCUGUGGUUUCGAAGAACAAGGUCUCUUUGUUGGCUGCUCCUGCAAGGAAGCGGGCCACCAAGAAGGACCUGAGCCCCGGUGACUUCGUUGAGGCUGUGGAGGAACUCCGCGUUGCCGGGGUCACAUUCUACAGGCUGGUGGACGGCUGUUGGGUCUGCCGUGAAGACAAUGCUGGCAAGGUUGUGUGCGACCUGGUGGUGCGGGAGAGGCACAAGUGGAUCUACGUCUGCAACGACAAGGAUGGCGCACAAGUUCGCACAGCGCCGACGCGCUCCCAAGCCCGAAACGCCAACAAGAAGCUCAAAUACAGGGCGCGGGUGGUUGUCUCCGAAAAGGUGACGCUUUCAGAUGGUGAUGUCUUUCUGAAGCUUGGAGAAGAGAAGAAGGGCUGGGUUCCAGCAACAAAGCUCAACUCCUCGGUGGUGAAGAUGGCUCCCUUGAAGGCGCUGGAGGAGACUGCGGCCCCACCGUCUCGGCCCAUGCCGGCUUGCAACGGCUAUGCUGCGCCACCGCCUAUGCCCAUGCCACAGAGCGUCAACGGUUACGCAAACUGUGGCGGCUGUGGGCAAGGCCGCAAGCCGACUUCGGCGUGGGGGUCGGGGCUGCUGGGCCCGCAGACUUUGGGAUGGGUGCGUUUGGUCCUGGAAAUGGAGGCGGUGAUUUCGGUCUUGGAGCCACCCCAAUGCCUGGGCCGAUGCCCGGCCCCGUGCCCGGGCCCAUGCCCGGGCCCAUGUCUGGGCCGAUGCCUUCGGCCGCUCCCUUUCCAACGCCUUCGGGUGGUGACUUUGGCCUUGCACCCGCCGGUCAACAUCGGCCUUGAGCCCAGUCGAGAAGCAGAUGGCAGUUUUUGUGGCACCCAGGUUUGUAUGGAGCUGGUAUCAGGCAACGGACAGACAUUGAAUUGUUCAACCGCAAAGGCAGCCUGGGGCGGUGGCAUGGGAAACACAGGCUAUGGCUACGGUGAUGCGUGGCGGCCUCAAGGCUGCAUCGAUUCUGCCAAUGACUGGGGCAAGGGCAGCUGGCCUCUGCCUCCGUCAGCUGGUCUCCGGGAAUCACUGGUGUACAACGUUGUACAACUGGACUCCAGCGUAGAAGGUUCCGGUCCACGCGGGGGCCCGGAGCCGCUUGGCCUUGAACCUUCCCAGCAUGUCAACUCAACCGAAGCACUGGAGCUGAAGCAGCUGAAGCAGCUGGGAGGGGCAGGUCUCCAUGUAGGCUUUAUGGCGUGUCUCGGAGUGAGGAUGGAGGCUGCCAGGAUGAGCUUCGUCUCUGCGAUGCCAAGCAUCGCAGACCAGGCCUCGCCGGUCCAGGACACUCUGGUUCGUGGUGCCCCCGCUUUGGAGCCCCUGAUCAGGAGAAGCAGUGGGCUCUCUCAACUCACCAAGGACAUUCUGGAAAUGCUUCGACGAGCUCCAGGAGGAGGAUACUCUACCAGCUCGGCACAGAAGCCAGGGCAGAUGGAAGCACUCCAAGGCGAGCCUGAAGAACUUGUGGCCCUGGCGGAACAAGCCGUGGCAUUGGAGGAGUUGGAGGACAGCAUGCAGCUCAAGUGGUCGCGUGAUGACCGUGAGGCAGCCUUCCAGAGGCUGGUACAGAGCGACAUUUGCUCUGCGCAGGCCCUCUUGUCCGUGCUGAACGAUCGCCCUCCUGGGGGCAAGUGCAAACUGAACCAGCUGCUCGAAGACGGUGGCUGCCGGGGGUUGAAGGGCGAAGCCUUGCCGUGGCUUGCAGAGCAGCUCGAGGUCCGCGUUCGGCAAGGCAUCGAAGUGUCCGUGGAGGGCAGCCAGCCCAUCCUCUUAACGGCCCCUCACAACAUUUAUUUGCGCAGAGAUGGCCGGCCACCUCAUGUGAUGGAGGAGUACACAACUCUGAUCGCUCAGCGGAUGGCCAGACAUCUUGGCGGGACAUCGCUUUCCUGGAGCAGGGCAGAGCAGAAGAGGUCGGAGCUGCAGUGGUGCUUGGCCCGCCUCAAGUGCGGCGAGGCUGAAGAUUACAGCAAUUUUCUGUACAACAAUCGCGACCCGAAUUACUUGCAGAACGAGGAGGUAGCCCAGAAUCCGUGGUUCCGCCAAAUGGCGAGGUUCGCGGACAAGUGGCGCCAUUGCAAGGAGGGACACCUACGGCCUUUGCUCCACAUCGACGUCCACGGCUGCAGGGAUCCGCCUGCGACGCCAUCUCACUUGACAGUUGGCUUGGCAGCGAUGCGCCACGAGGUUGAGAUGGGGCGAGGUCUGCUUUCCCAAAGCAGAGUGGAGACCUUUGCGGCUGCCUUGCAGAACGAGCUAACUCUGGUGCUCAGUGGCUUGGAGCUCAAGCCAAGGUCAGAGAAGCUCGUCCGGGUUCUGCUGCCAAGACUCUCCAGCAGUGAGACGAUGGAGCGGCUUUCGGGUGCAUGGCCCCUCGAGGAAGGUCGCCUGACCCAAUCGCAGCAGGCAAUGGCUUUUGCUGGCUUCACGCAUUCCUGUCAGCUGGAGCUGUCCAAGGUGGGCGCAGAUGGCGAGACCCCGCAGUGGCGGGACCCGCGCGUGGCGAUCGCCGUGGCUGCCCACCUCUUCGGCGUCAUCAGAGUGCCUGCGGUGCCUGCAGUCUGGGGGCUCGUGUUGGCGAAAGGCACACUGUACAGGCAUUGCAACCCGCCCGCAGACCAGAUCUCCGACAAAAGGGAUGAUGAGGUCGGUGACGAUCACCGGCCAAACAUCAUUGUGCAGCGCAUCCACCAGCUCCUCCAGGUGCCAUUGGUGAAGUUGCUUGCCGAGGAGCUUGGCUGGGUUUCUUCCCGAGUGACCCUCGAGCACGAUACAAAUGCGGCCCUGUUGGCCGAGGCGUGGAUUGGCGGAGCAGUUGGCGAGCAGCAUGUUGUGCUGCUCUCUUUGGGCACUGGCAUUGGCGCCGCAAUCAUGUGCGAUGGCCACCUCCUUAGAGGCAGUCGCGGACAGGCGGGUGAAGUGGGCCAUGCAAUUCUAAUUCCCGACGGCCGCGAGUUCGGCAGAGCGGGUGUGAGAGGCAUCUUCGAAGGCUAUGCAAGCGCUAGCGCCGUGGUGGCGCGCGCGAAGGAACGGAUGCGACCAAGUUCUUCCCUGGCACAGGUUGAGGACUUGGAUUGCGAAGACGUCUUCAGACAUGCUGGGAUGGAUCCACCAGAUCCGUUAGCCAAAGAGCUUGUACAGGAAACGGCCAGGUACCUGGCGAUAGGUUGCAUCAACUGUUGCCGAUUUGUAGAUCCAGCUAUCAUCCUGUUCUCUGGCGGAAUGGCCGAGGCCUUUGACGUCCUGAUCAUCAUCUGUUACAGUGUCUGCAAGCGCUGUGCACCAGGUUGUCUGGGUUGCUGUGAGUCACCAGCGACAGCCCGAUCAGACAGGUUGAACCUAGCCAAGAAUAUCAUUGGCGCUGGCAUGCUGUCCCUGCCGGUGGCCAUGAGAGGUGCCGGCCUCGUUCCCUACGUUGUCGGCAUCACGUUGGCAGGCGUUCUGAAUGCCUACACGUUCUUCUUGCUGGGCUGGUGUUGCGAGGUUGCUGGUGCUAGCACCUUCGGCGAGCUUUGGGCCAAAUGCUUCGGGAAGCAGAAUGCGUGGAUCGCUGACAUUUCAGUUCUGAUGAACAAUAGCAUGGCCUGCCUGGCGUAUUGCGUGCUCAUGGGGGACUUCUUCCCAAAGGCCUUGGCUGGACUGCUGCCCGACUGCCAUUUUUUGCAUGGCCGCGGCGCAGAUCUUGUAAUCAUUGCUGUCUUCCUGCUGGUGCCUCUGUCCCUCAUGAGAGAUCUGGCUCCUUUGGCAUACGCUUCCAUUGCAGGCCUUGCAGCCACAGCCUACGUCUUCUUAAUGCUGCUGAAGGAUGCGGUGGCAUCAGCACAGUGGGGCGCAGCGGGUGCGCUGACGAGCAACAUUUCGCCCUUGCGCUUGGACUUCUUUGAAGCUUUGGCCUUGUUUGGAUCCGCGUUCAUGGCGCAUUACAACGCACCAAAGUUCUACGCUCAACUUCAGGACCGUUCUGUCCCCAAGUUUGCAGUUCUGGUGUGCAUGGCAUAUGGACUCGCUCUUGUUGUGUUCAUAGUGUUUGGCAUGUGCGGUUUCGCCCUUUUCGGCUACGACGCGGAGGGGAACAUCUUGAAGAACUAUGGCUUCGGUCCAGAGGUGAUGCUGGCGUGGCUUAGCAUGGGGUUCUCCGUGGCUUUCACAUACCCGUUGGUCUUCAGCGGUUUCCGGGAUUCCUGUGUGUCCCUGCUGGCAGGCUGCGGCCUUUCUGGCGAGCCCAGUGGUUUCCGAGUGAUCUUCACCCUUUUUGCUGUCGCGGCCACGGUCUUGGGCGGAACCGUCUUCAGCAACGUGGCCCAGGUAAACGGGGCGAAAGGUGCUGUACUUAGCCCUUGCCUGGCUUUCAUCUACCCAGCCGCGAUCCACCUCAGGUCAACAUCCAAGGAGAAGGUCAAUGCACCGCCUUCCCUGGUCGCCCUGCGACUCGGGAGCUACGGCCUCAUCGCCUUCGGCCUUGCCUUCGGAGUGCUUGCUUUGAUGGUGAUGUUUGCGUUGCCAAAGACUGAUUUCUCGGAAUUGGCCAGCGCCUACCCUGCUGGCAUGUAG